AUGUUGAUUGAGGAAAAAGUGGGAAAUAAGACCUCCGUGACUGAGUUUGUCAUACUUGGCUUCUCUAACCACACAGACGGGAAUAUAAUUCUGAUUGUGGUGUUUCUAUGCAUAUACAUCAUCACAAUGCUGGGCAACAUCCUCAUAAUUAUUGCCAUAAGUGUUGAUCCAGCCCUUCAUACCCCCAUGUAUUUCUUUCUCAGGAACUUGUCCUUCCUGGAGAUCUGCUACACCUCGGUCAACCUCCUCUCAGAAGACAAAACCAUCUCCUUUGCUGGUUGUGCUGUACAAAUGUAUUUCUUUCUAUUCUUUGGUGGAACAGAGUGCUUCCUCCUAGCUGCUAUGGCCUAUGACCGCUACUGUGCCAUAUGCAACCCACUGCGCUACACAGCCAUCAUGAAUAAGAGGGUUUGCAUCCAGCUGUCUAGUGGCUCAUGGAUCUGUGGCAUGCUGGUGGCCCUGGAGCACACAAUCUUUAUUUUCACACUUCCUUUUUGUGGACCCAAUGUUAUCAACCACUUCUUGUGUGAGAUCCAGCCGCUGCUGAAGCUGGUGUGCGGGGACACCUACUGGAAUGAGAUCCAGAUCAUCGUGGGUGCUGCUAUCAUCCUCAUUCUGCCAUUGUUGCUGAUCCUGGUCUCCUACACCUUUGUCAUCUCCACCAUCCUUAAAAUUAGCUCUGCCGAAGGCAGGUGCAAAAUAUUUUCCACCUGCUCCUCACACCUCAUUGUGGUGACCUUGUUCUAUGGGAUGGCCCUUAUCAUGUAUGUGCGCCCCAAGUCCAGCUUUUCUCCAGAUGUGAAAAAGUUACUCUCUCUGUUCUACUCAGUGGUGACUCCGAUCUUGAACCCCAUUAUCUACAGCCUCAGGAACAAGGAGGUGAAAGAUGCCUUGAGGAAAACAGGGAUGAAGAUGUUCCAUCCACAAAAAUAGACAUUUUUCCUCCAACUGGAUUAUUCCCUGGGGAACAUCUCUGCUCUCAAGAGACUCUACA
Messenger RNA from Mauremys reevesii (Reeves's turtle), 994 nucleotides. Its product is annotated as olfactory receptor 10C1-like. The record is from RefSeq and is a predicted model, not a curated record. Gene Ontology annotation, biological process: G protein-coupled receptor signaling pathway. Gene Ontology annotation, cellular component: membrane. The coding region runs from base 1 to 933 and encodes 310 amino acids. Lineage: Eukaryota; Metazoa; Chordata; Testudines; Geoemydidae. The transcript has a single exon. Gene Ontology annotation, molecular function: olfactory receptor activity; G protein-coupled receptor activity.